Penaeus indicus is the source of this 618-nucleotide messenger RNA. RefSeq lists its product as uncharacterized. The annotation marks the transcript as partial. The record is from RefSeq and is a predicted model, not a curated record. Gene Ontology annotation, cellular component: cyclin-dependent protein kinase holoenzyme complex; cytoplasm; nucleus. The transcript has 4 exons. Gene Ontology annotation, molecular function: cyclin-dependent protein serine/threonine kinase regulator activity. Lineage: Eukaryota; Metazoa; Arthropoda; Malacostraca; Decapoda; Penaeidae. Gene Ontology annotation, biological process: mitotic cell cycle phase transition; regulation of cyclin-dependent protein serine/threonine kinase activity.
GAAGAGUGCGUUGUUCCAGGCAUCACCGAACUCGUGUCCAUGUGCGCGGGGACGUACCGGCCGCAUCACUUCAGGCGCAUGGAGGUCCUUAUUCUCUCGAAACUUGGCUACGCCCUACACAGCCCUACUUGCUGGUACUUUAUUGAUCAUCUUACAUUCAAAGCGACGCAAAUGUGCGGGUUGGAUAGAAACGUGGUGACCGUCGCCCGCCACGUCGCCGAGACCUGCCUGAGUAACUACGAGAUCAGUCAGUUCCUCCCGAGCGUGCAGGCGUCGGCAGCUAUCCAGGUAGCGCUGAGCCUCGUGCCCGUGCCCAGCCUGCAGGCCAACACGUGGCAGACGCUACUCUACACGCUGUAUACAGAAGCCGAGAAAGGCGACGCGAGAAUCUGUUCCUCUCUCAUGACGCGGUACAUGACCCCGUUCCUGGAGGCCAUCACCUCCGACCUCGCCUCUGGUCAUGAGACGCCGCCCUCGACGCUCCCCUUUUCGCCUCCCGACGACAGGAUGGACGGCCGAGAUAAAAUGGACGCCCACGAUAGAAUGGAAGGGCGAGAUGAAAUGGACACCCACGACAGGAUGGGCGCUCGCAACCAGAUAGACGCCCAUGAAGACUAA